CAAGAUCCUGGUGUUCCCGGUAGACGGCAGCCAUUGGGUGAACAUGAACAUCCUCGUUCAGGGGCUGCAUGGGCGGGGUCAUGACAUCAGAGUGGUGCGCUCUGGGACCAGCUGGUACAUCAAGGAGAAAUCGCCCCAUUACACUUCCGUCACCGUCACUCUACCUGAAGGCCUGACCAUGGAGAGUGAAGACUUCCUUGCCUUAUUCUUGAAGAAAAUGCUGGAGAUCCGACGUGGAAAAGGGUCUCUGCAGGCUUUCAUUGCCAAGAACAUUGAUUUUUCUGGACACUCUAAAGUUCACAGAGAGAUGUGCCAGAUGGUGAGGACCAUGUUUGAGGAUCCACAAUUAAUGAAGCAGCUCCAGGAUGCCCAGUUUGAUUUGGUCCUCACAGAUCCAGCGUUUGCUGGAGGGGUUUUGCUGGCUCGCUACCUGAAACUACCGAUGGUCUUCAAUGUCCGUUGGGUUCCAAGCUGGGAAGCUCACUUUACCUUUGCUCCUUCUCCUAUCUCCUACAUCCCGAUUAUAGGAUCAGAGUUCUCUGACCAAAUGGAUUUAAUUGAAAGGGCCCAGAACAUGGUUUAUUACUUUGUUAGACUCUAUGUAGAAAAAAUUGUGAUAAAUCCCCAUUAUGAUGCUCUGUGUGCUCGUUACUUUGGCCCAGGUGUGGACCUCUACAGUCUCCUUCACUCUGCAGACAUCUGGCUUAUGAGGGUCAACUUCGUCUUUGAAUUCCCACGCCCCACCAUGCCCAACGUUGUCUACAUAGGGGGCUUCCAAUGCAAACCUGCCAAGCCCUUGCCACUAGACCUGGAGGAGUUUAUGGAGAGCUCUGGAGAGCACAGAGUCAUUGUCAUGUCAUUGGGGACUCUAGUAAAAGGUCUUCCAAGUGAGCUAACUGAUAAGAUUGCCUACGCUUUCUCCCAGCUCCCUCAGAAAGUCAUCUGGAGGCAUUUGGGAGAAAGGCCUUCUAGCUUGGGCAACAACACCCUCCUGAUCAAAUGGUUGCCCCAAAAUGAUCUCUUGGGUCACCCGAAGACCAGAGCCUUUGAGGCACAUGGGGGUACAAAUGGGAUUUAUGAGGCCAUUUACCAUGGGGUACCAAUAGUAGGGAUACCACUGCUCUUUGACCAGUUUGACAACCUGCUCAGGCUGCAGGUGCGAGGGGCAGCCAAGGUCCUGGAAGUCACCACCCUGAGUAGUCAGGACUUCCUAGAGGCUCUACAGGAGGUGCUCGAGAAGCCAUCCUACCAGACGAACAUGAAGAGGCUCUCCAGGCUCCAGCACGACCAGCCAAUCAAACCAAUGGACAGCGCCCUCUUCUGGAUCGAGUACGUCAUUAGGAACAAAGGAGCCGCUCACCUGCGCACAGAGUCCUACAGAAUGCCCUGGUACUCCUACUACUGCGUGGAUGUUGUAGCAGUCUUGCUAUCUGCUGUGUUAUUGUUCUGUAUGACUAUCGUAGGCUUACUCAGACUGUGCUGCAGGGCUUGUAAGAAGAGAAAAAUAAAGCAUGAGUAAUUCAAUAUAUCUUUCCAGCAAUACUAAAUGAUGGCAACAUGUAAACCCAUAUGUAGGCUGAUUUUACCGUGUUGAUUGUACAGUCUGAAGAGCUGUUGGGCCAUGUUUCAUUUUUACACACACAUUCACCAACCCCUAUAGGAAACGAAGUUUGUUGCGUUAGCUACAUGAAU
Messenger RNA from Acipenser ruthenus (sterlet), 1692 nucleotides. RefSeq names its product UDP-glucuronosyltransferase 2B31-like. The transcript has a single exon. The coding region runs from base 44 to 1519 and encodes 491 amino acids. NCBI's taxonomy places the organism in Eukaryota, Metazoa, Chordata, Actinopteri, Acipenseriformes, Acipenseridae. Gene Ontology annotation, molecular function: UDP-glycosyltransferase activity. The record is from RefSeq and is a predicted model, not a curated record.